AUGAUUCUUGCACGCUCUAAAAGAAGAUCCAUUUGGGUAGAAAAUCAUAUUAAAAAUAGGAAAGACCGUGCAGAAUAUAAUAUUUUGGAAGAUCUCUCAGAAAAGAAGUUUAAUGAGUAUUUUAAAAUCUCAAGAGAAGUUUUCGACGCACUUCACAGGUAUUUGGCGACUGGUGUAUCUUUUCGAAGUAUUGGUUACAGUUAUAGAAUUGGCGAGUCAACAAUCUCGAAAAUUGUAGUAAAAGUGUGUGACGCAUUAUGGAUAAGACUACAACCAAUAGUAUUGAAAGAACCGACUCAAGCCGAAUGGAAACAGAUUGCCAUAGAUUUUAAAAGAGUGUGCCAGUUUGACCAUUGCUGUGGGGCAAUAGAUGGCAAACAUGUGGUAAUUCAAUGCCCACCGAACUUAGGAUCAACAUAUUUUAACUAUAAAAAAACAUUCUCUAUUGUUUUAUUGGCUGUAUGUGACUCACAACGCAAGUUUAUUGUAGUAGAUAUUGAAUCUAUGGGCCGAUUCAGUGACAUUGGUAUAUUAAGCGAAAGCGAAUUUGGUGAGAAGCUAAUAAGUGGUAAUAUACGAUUUCCUGAAGAACCUUUAACUGAGGGUGGUAUUAACAUGCCUUACGUCUUAGUUGAAGAUGAAGCCUUUCCAUUACUAAAAAAUCUAAUGCGGCCAUAUCCAAAAGAACGUCUGACUGCAAGUCGAAGAAUAUUUAAUUAUAGACACGCCAUCUAA
Molecule: messenger RNA, 735 nt
Organism: Arctia plantaginis
Lineage: Eukaryota; Metazoa; Arthropoda; Insecta; Lepidoptera; Erebidae
Source: the annotation of a GenBank genome assembly